CAAACCAAAUCAAUCAUACUAGUAGUAAGUGAUUUUCAACAUCAAAAAUAUUGAUGGAAUUCGAGGCUAGAACUUUCCUUGCGACGGUGGUGAUGUUUCUGUUGGCAUCAAGUGUGUUAAUUAUGGAAAGUGAGGGUGCUGGAGAAUGUGGAAAGACACCAAUUGGUUCAGCAGCUGCUAGUCUGAGUCCAUGCUUAGAUGCAUCACGUAAUGGGAGGGCAAAAGUUUCAGCAGCUUGCUGUUCUAAAGUUGGUGCUUUGCUUUCAACUUCUCCAAAAUGUCUUUGUUCAGUUCUUUUGUCACCUCUUGCUAAACAAGCCAAGAUUAAUCUUGCUAUUGCUAUUACUAUUCCUAAGAGAUGCAACAUUAGGAACAGACCUGCUGGAAAGAAAUGUGGAAAUUACACACUUCCUUGAAACCAAAACAGCAGAAUAAUAUAUGUGAUAUGUAGUAUUUAACAUAUUAAAGAGCUAAAUAAAUUUUAUGUUAUGACAUUUUUGUUAGAAAAUAGGUGAUAUGUAGUAUUUAACAUAUUAAAGAGCUAAAUAAAUUUUAUGUUAUGACAUUUUUGUUAGAAAAUAGGUAAGAUAAUCCUAGAUAACUUCGAAGAAUCGUGUUAGUAUAAUUUCCGAACAAAGUAUUUCGACCCUAUUCUUGCCUGGGUUCACGAAAUCUUUGUGGGGAUAAUUCUCGAAGAGCAAUCUGUUUCUGACAAUAGAGAACAGAUCACGAAUGUAGAGAGGAAGUAUUAUUUUUCGUGUACCAAAAUCGAGACCAAAUGACUCCUUAUAUAGGAGAUCAAUAACAGAAACCGAAAAGACACACCUGUUCAGAAAAAACGGUCAUGUUUGUUGGGAAAGGGACCCCAGCCACGGGCUCUGCACCUUGACCCCGACGGGGCGCUGCCCCGCACCCCGCCAGGGGCUACGCCCCUUGGAACCCCGUUUCGAUUAUUCGUAUUCAAUUACACGUUUGGCUCGACGAGCGUGCACUCCGCUCCACCCUAACUCGUUUCAAACUUAAUGCAUAAUUGCAUCGCCCUAUAGUAAAUCACAUUACUACCAAAAUACAUUGAUGAUACUAAAAUCACCAACA
This is a messenger RNA of Vicia villosa (hairy vetch), 1095 nucleotides long. Its product is annotated as non-specific lipid transfer protein GPI-anchored 15-like. The transcript has 2 exons. Gene Ontology annotation, biological process: systemic acquired resistance. Gene Ontology annotation, molecular function: fatty acid binding. The coding region runs from base 54 to 416 and encodes 120 amino acids. NCBI's taxonomy places the organism in Eukaryota, Viridiplantae, Streptophyta, Magnoliopsida, Fabales, Fabaceae. The record is from RefSeq and is a predicted model, not a curated record.